Colletotrichum navitas is the source of this 2451-nucleotide messenger RNA. RefSeq lists its product as uncharacterized. Bases 1 to 2451 code for a protein of 816 amino acids. Gene Ontology annotation, cellular component: SBF transcription complex; MBF transcription complex. The record is from RefSeq and is a predicted model, not a curated record. Gene Ontology annotation, molecular function: DNA binding; protein binding; transcription coactivator activity. The transcript has 3 exons. Lineage: Eukaryota; Fungi; Ascomycota; Sordariomycetes; Glomerellales; Glomerellaceae.
AUGAGCCAGCAAUCCCAGCCUGGCUUUCGCGCCUAUGGAGGGGACUCGUCCAAGCUCGCCAAUGACGCGCCCCAGAUCUACAGCGCCGUCUACUCCGGCGUCGACGUUUACGAAAUGGAAGUGAGGGGUAUCGCCGUUAUGCGCAGGCGGCAGGACAGCUGGCUCAAUGCGACCCAGAUCCUCAAGGUGGCCGGCGUCGAGAAGGCAAAGCGCACAAAGAUACUCGAAAAGGAGAUCCAGACCGGCGAGCACGAAAAGGUCCAAGGAGGCUACGGCAAAUAUCAGGGCACCUGGAUCAAGUUCGACCGCGGCGUCGAGGUCUGCCGCCAGUACGGCGUCGAGGAGAUGUUGCGCCCGCUGCUGACGUACGACAUGGGCCAGGACGGCGGAGUCGCCGGCCGCGGCGACUUCAACACCCCCACCAAGGAGCAGGCCAUGGCCGCCCAGCGGAAGCGCCUCUACAACGCCGGGAACGAGGCGAGGACCAACGGCGCCGCCGGGCUCAACGGCACCUUUUUCAAAAAUAUCUCGGCCACCGCCUCCCAUGCCGUCGCCGCCAUCAGCAAGGCCCGCUUUGACUCCCCCGGCCCCCGGAGUCGCAACGGCCCGACAAAGGCCCCCAGCUUCAGCCGCCAAAGCUCCAUGCAGAACGGCGACGACUUCCCCGGCAACUCCCAGCAGAGCUUCGCCUCGGACUAUGGGAACCAGAACGACUCGGCCUACUCGACGCAGCAGACGAGCCAGCAGUUCGCCGACGGCCCCGAGCAUCCGCGCAAGCGCCAGCGCGUGACCAUGACGCCGCAGGACAGUUUUGCUGGAUACACCAACUCGGUCGACAUGUACCAGAACAACUACCCCCCCGGCUCGCCCACGGAACCCAACGAGUCCUUCAUCUACUCCCAGGCGAACCCCCCCGCACACGACGGCUACAGCCCCCUGACCCCGCUGCCCUUCGAGAUGUCCCCCGACGCCGAGUCCAAGCGGAGCAUGCUGAUGAGCCUUUUCAUGGACUCGGCCACUUCAGAUCAGUCCAAGCACGAGAUGCUGCGGACCCUGGCCCCCAUAGAACUCGACAUGCCCAUCGACCAGCAAAGCCACACUGCCCUUCACUGGGCUGCCACACUAUCGCGCAUGCCUCUGCUGCGUGCUCUGAUCGCGGCGGGCGCGAGCCCGUUCCGGGUCAACGCCUCCGGGGAGACGGCUCUGGUCAGGGCGUGCGUCGUGACGAAUUCCAUGGACCAGGGGCAGUUCCCCGAGCUCCUCGACGUCCUGGGCGGCACCAUAGAGAUUCGCGACAGCAAGGGACGGACAGUACUGCAUCACAUCGCCAUGACCAGCGCUGUCAAAGGCAGGAACGCAGCUAGUCGGUAUUACCUCGAGAGCCUCCUGGAAUGGGUGGUACGGCAGGGCAGCAACCCCAGCGGCCAAUCGGCCCUCGCCAACGCCGCUGCCGCCAAUGGAAAGGGGGACAAUGGCAAGGGGGACAACACGCCGGUUAGCUCGCAGGCCGCCCAGACUCAGUCACAGCAGCCGAGGAUGGGCAUCGCGCGCUUCAUGACGGAGAUUGUCAACGCGCAGGACCAUGCCGGCGACACGGCUCUGAACAUUGCUGCGCGGAUAGGCAACCGGAGCAUCAUUUCACAGCUGUUGGAGGUCGGCGCCGAUCCCAACAUCGCCAACCGUGCCGGUCUCCGGCCCGUGGACUUUGGCAUCGGCGGCGAUGCCUCAGAAGAGGGCUCCAAGGCCCCCAACGGCGCCAGCCCCGCCGAGGCGAACGGAGACGUCGAGAAGAACGGUGUCGUCAGCAGCGAGCGGGCGAAGGAGAGCAGCGAUGACAUAAUCUCAUCCAUCACGCAUCUUCUCAACGAAGCAAGCUCUACAUUCCAAGGCGAAGUCAAGACAAAACAGGCCGUCAUCGAGUCCCUCCAUUCGACGCUGCGCAUCACCUCGGCGCAGCUCAGCGAGGCCCGGCGGAACCUCGAGGCGAUGCAGGCGACACUGAGAAAACAGCAGCUGGCGCGGCAAAAGGUGUCGAACCUCAGCCAUGCGCGUGAGGAGGAGCAGGUGCGGCUCACGCAGGAGCAGAAGCGCGCCGGGCGGACCGACUCCCUCUCGUCGUCGUGGGAGACGGAGCUCAGCGCGGCGCUCGAGACGGCGGGCACCAACGGCGAGGGCGGGCUGCUGCCCUCGGCGACGGUCCUCAAGGCGCGGCUCGCCGCCGUGUCGGCGCGGCGGGACGUCACACGUAAGAUGGCGGGCGCCCUCAAGGGGCGGAGCAAGGACCUCGAGGUCAAGUACCGCCGCGUGGUGUCCAUGUGCACGGGCGAGCCCGAGGACCAGGUCGACGCCGUCGUCGACGGCCUGCUGCGGGCCGUUGAGAGCGAAAAGGGCGAGCUCGAGGUGGAGCGCGUGAGGCGGUUCCUCGGCGGCGUCGAGGGCGUCGUACACUGA